Oncorhynchus kisutch (coho salmon) is the source of this 4637-nucleotide messenger RNA. Its product is annotated as serine/threonine-protein kinase H1 homolog. Gene Ontology annotation, molecular function: ATP binding; protein kinase activity. Lineage: Eukaryota; Metazoa; Chordata; Actinopteri; Salmoniformes; Salmonidae. The coding region runs from base 514 to 1779 and encodes 421 amino acids. The transcript is spliced from 3 exons. The record is from RefSeq and is a predicted model, not a curated record. Gene Ontology annotation, biological process: protein phosphorylation.
ACUUACAAAGAAGUUUACAGGGGAAAAAGGUGGUCCCACAAAAAAAAACUGUUUUAUGAAGCAAACUACCGAGCACUUCAAUCUGCUGUUUUGCCACCGACUUUACCCGAGAAAUAAAGCUAUUAACUUGUUUCAAUUUACUCCGAAUGUUAUCAGAGACAGCAUACUGCUCAAUCGUCUAUGUUUAUAAUCAACUGGAUUCAACUUUGAAAAAUCCGAACCAAAAAAAUGGAGAGAACAGCUGAGUCCUGUUGUGGAGUCUUGCUGUCGUGUGUAGCUAGCUAGCUAACUUGGAUAUAGCUACGAAUUUCCCCAUUUUCAUCAGUCCACUUCUGUCUGGAGGAGCUAUUUUCUGAGUGGCCUGCCACACUGAUUGCCAUUGAUAAAGUUGGUUCAGUGGGCCACUGCAGAAUUUUGUCAAGAGCAUUGGCUGUCUGCUGUGUCUUGAUGCUCUUCAGUGCCUGGAUGUUACAUGGGCGAUGAGGAUGUCCUGCUGGUCAGGAUUGUGAUGUGAUGGGGUGCAGGACGAGCAAGGUCCUCCCUGAGCCACCUGGAGAUGUCCAGCUAGACUUGGUCAAAAAGGUGGAGCCUCCUAAGACCGACAUCUACAAACAUUUCAUCCGAGACGACGGCAGUGGGAGUAAAAUGGGAGGGGAGAAAACAGGCUCUCUCUCUCCACAGGCCCAGGCAGCUUUCCCAGCUACCCGGGCAUCCUCGGGUACAGGCCAACCAGAGGCCUCAGACCCACGCAGAAACAAGGUAGCCAAGUACAGAGCCAAGUUUGACCCACGGGUCACAGCCAAAUAUGACAUUAAGGCCCUGAUAGGUCGCGGUAGCUUCAGCCGGGUGGUGCGAGUGGAGCACAAGAGCACACGUCAGCCCUACGCUAUCAAGAUGAUCGAGACGCGCUAUAGAGAGGGACGUGAGGUAUGCGAGUCAGAGCUGUGUGUCCUGCGUCGUGUACGCCACACUAACAUCAUCCAGCUGAUGGAGGUGUUUGAGACAGCUGAGAGAGUGUACAUGGUGAUGGAGCUGGCUACAGGAGGAGAGCUUUUUGACCGUAUCAUCGCCCGUGGCUCUUUCACAGAGCGUGAUGCUACACGUGUCCUACAGAUGGUACUGGACGGGGUCAAGUAUCUACAUACACUUGGCAUCACCCACCGUGACCUCAAGCCUGAGAACCUGCUCUACUAUCACCCUGGGGCGGACUCAAAAAUUAUGAUCACUGACUUUGGGCUGGCCAGCACUCGUAAAAAGGGGGAUGAGUGCUUGAUGAAGACCACUUGUGGGACACCAGAGUACAUUGCCCCAGAGAUCCUGGUACGGAAGCCAUACACUAAUGCUGUAGACAUGUGGGCUCUGGGUGUCAUUUCCUACAUUCUGCUGAGUGGAACCAUGCCCUUUGAGGAUGACAACCGCAUGCGACUCUACCGCCAGAUCCUCAAAGGGAAGUACAGCUUCUCUGGGGAGCCAUGGCCCAGUGUGUCCAACCUGGCGAAGGACUUCAUUGACCGUGUGCUGACAGUGGACCCCAGCGACAGGUUGACUGCAGGCCAGGCUCUGAAGCACCCCUGGGUCGUCAGCAUGGCUGCUUCAUCCUCCAUGAAGAACCUGCAGCGCUCUAUCUCCCAGAACCUCCUGAAGAGGGCCUCGUCACGCUGCCACAGCACCAAGUCUGCCCAGUCCACACGCUCCACCAAGUCCAACAAGGCUCGCCGUGCUCGGGAGAAAGAGCUGCGUGAGCUCAACCGCCGCUACCAACAACAAUACAAUGGCUGAGUAAUAGUUACAUGGGCUGUAAUUUUGACAAACUCGUAAUGUUGCAGGUCUCAUUGAGACCACAAGCAGGGACUUAUCAGCAGCGACCUAGAACAGCACUUCAGCUCAGCAAUAACUUCAACAUCCAUCCUAGGCCAUUGUGCCACUGAGGCAGUAAACAAAACCUCCUCAGAUUUCACUAUUUUUCCUAGAUUCCUAUUUCCUCAAGUUUCUUUCCUGUCCUUGUGUGUCUCCUCAUAUUUAUUUAUUGUUGUCAUGAUUAUAUUGUUUCCGUAGAAAUGGUCACUUGAAGCUGUCCAUCUAAACGGAUCUGUUGAACAGAAUUCAAGGUAAUGAAGGUUUAGGAAGGGAUGUUGAAAUGCUUUUCCAACACUGAUUCCUGAUUAUUUGCUGUGAAUUUAUUAUGUUACAAGAACAGUGAGUUACUUGUUUUGGUGGAGAUCUAUAUCUGAUUAUAUCUUGAUUUGGACAAAAAAUACGAUGAUACUUUGUGCUAAAACACAAGUAUGUCAAUGAAGGCCAAAAUAAACAUUGAUUUAUUUAAUUUUGGUUUAGAAGUCGUAUAUCCAAUCUUAUUGUAUCCCGACCAGUUGCUUUCAUGGAUUGCAAAUUAAGUCUCUUUCUUGCCAGGAUUCAGUUUUUACAACCUGUCCAUUCAUGAUUUCUUUCCCAAUUCGUUCUGGGAUUCUUUUUUAACUGUGAGCUUGAAAGUCUGAGGGAGGUUGACUGGAAACUAAAUAAGGAUGGAUGAUCCAGCGCUUUUGCAUCUGUCGUCGUGAGGAUUGAUUAGGCUGAAACCUAGUCCUGUCUCUGCACUCUCCUGCUCCUGCUUUCUGAGAUGGACAGCAUUGUUGUAAUGAAGUAUACACGUCAAGUGAUGUGUAAUUUAACAAACUGAUGGAGAAUAGAUCAAAUAAAUGUCUAACUGAUGGAGAAUAGUCCAAUGGUUGAAAGCUCAGUAUUCAUUUAAUUUGUUGUAUCAAAUAUUUCUUUCCAAUUUGUUCUGAGUAAUGCAGACAUCUCAUGUUUGUACUGUAUUUUAAAUGUUUUCUAAAUAUUUUUAUUGAACAAACUAUGUAGUUUGACAACAACUAAAUUUGCGCUGUGGAGGAUGCUUUGCCAGUCGUAAAGCCCACAGACGGCUGUUGGGAGGAGAGACCAAUUCAAAUCUGGCCUUUCUGCACUAUUGUCAAGUCUUAAUCAAGAAAAAUGACCAUAAAAUUAUAGGUUUGAAAAUAAAUCUUAUAACUAUUGCUUUAGUCUUUUAAAUGGAACUCUUCAAUGUUUCAGAGAUUUUAUUAUUUUGGGUGUACCUUGUUAUAGCCUGUGAAUGCACUUAUUUAAGUGGUGGUUCAAGGGACUGAUCUCAUUUAACCCACAGUACCAUUUUGAGGGGUCAUCCAAUAGUGUUUUGAAGGGAUUAAACAAUGUACUUAUACCUCUGUUUUUUGUUGACAGGCUUAAUUGUAGGUUUUGUAUAUUAAUUACACAUGCUCUUGUUAGUUAGCUCCUUUUGUAGUUAUCUUUUUGUACUCCCCAACCAAGACACCCAUAGUAAGCGAUCGGUUUGAUUUUGUCAUAUAGACUAUGUACUUUUGAGCAAUUUCCGGUGAGAAGCGCUGGUAUUUUAAAGUGAAUUUUUCAAAGAUACUGGAAAUCCAACAGAGCCGUAUCAGCUUACCUCAAUCUCUCAUUUGGUAAUUCUAUAAUGUUACAUUAUUCUCCAUCUUCACUCAAUCGGUCCUACUGCUGUUAUUGUUUUUUUUUUAAAUUGUUGCACAGUAAUGUGCAGUGGUGUCUUCCCCCCACAUACUUGGCCAACUGCACCCUCCCCCUCCCCCCUUUUGUUCUCUGAACAGCCUCAAGUUGUCAUGGCAUGGACUCUAAAAGGUGUUGAAAGCAUUCCACAGGGAUGCUGGCCCAUGGUGACUCCAAUGCUUCCCACAGUUGUGUCAAGUUGGGUGGAUGUACUUUGGGGACCAUUCUUGAUACACAAGGGAAACUGUUGAGCAUGAAAAACCCGGCAGAGUUGCAGUUCUUGACACAAACCAGUGCCCCUGGCACCUACUACCAUACCCUGUUCAAAGGCACUUAAAUCUCUUGUUAUGCCUAUUCACCCUCUGAAUGGCACACAUACACAAUCCAUGUCUCAAGGCUUCAAAAUCCUUUAUUAACCUGUCUCCUCUUCAUCUAUACCAAUUUAAGUGGAUUUAGCAAGCGUCAUCAAUAACGGAUCAAAGCAUUCACCUGGUCAGUCUGUAAUGGAAAGAGCAGGUGUUAUUAAUGUUUUUUACACUCAGUGUAUGUGAAAUGCAGCAUACAUUGGUACCAUGCAUUUUCAACCCCACAGAACGAAUAAUGCCAUGGUUUCAGUCACUUGUUGAUUGAUUGUUUUUGUAACAUCAAUGCUUUUUAUUUUUAACAAAGGUUUGGUUUUAAUGCAAACAUGGAAUUCAAAAUUAUUUUUACAUCCUGAAAAAACUAUGUCUAGGCCUGAAGAGAAUAGAUUACAUUUUUUUAAAUGGAGAAAAUUGUAAAGUGUGUAAUGUGUGCCAAGUCAAUGAUUAACCAAAUAGUAUUUGCAAGAGAUCUUGCGGAAUGUAAACAUAUUUUCCGAAAGUGUUUCCUUUCACCUGUUCUAUCUGUAUGACACAUGCUGUUGUCUUUUUCGGAAGUAGCCAAUUCAACACUGUUUCCCGAAUGCAAUUGUUUUUUAUGUAUUUUUUUUAAUGUUGUUCAUUUGUGUUUAAAUGAGUGAUAACACAAUGAUUCUUGUACAUUCACUUUUUUUUAAAUGGUGAACUGGUUCAGUGAGUCAUGUUUUAUUUGAAUAUGCCAAAUAAACUCGAACCUGACAA